GCAAGGUGACAUUUACAAUCUACUUGUUGAUAGAUAUAUGCUAACCAUCACCCCUCUGCUUCUCACACAUCUAUCUCUCACACAUGCUGAAACCUUCACUUUUCAACUAUGUGGAGCAACCUACCCUUUGAUCUAUUAACCAAAAUCUUCUCCUUUCUGUCCCCAGACACCUUAGCAAGAGCUAGAUCAACUUGCAAGAAUUGGCACACAUGUUCAAAGGCUUAUCCUUUGACCCCAACAACCUCUCCAUGGUUCUUGGCUUUGCCAAUUCGCAACCACAAACCAUGCUUAUAUGUUCACAACCCAGUAAUAGAUAAUUGGCACCAACUCUCCCUACAAUUCUUACCCCUUGGAUCAAUUAGACUAGUUGCUACAAUUGGGAACCUCCUUCUCCUGAGGCUCACAAAUUCUACCUCCCUGCAAUUGGGUCUUUGCAACCCCUUCACAACCCAGUUUAGGUACCUUCCUCGGUUACACGUUUCAAGGACUAACCCUGCUGUUGGAGUCGCAAUUUCUGAGCCAAACCAUGAUGUUCUGUUUCCUUCCUUUAGAAUCUACGUGGCUGGUGGCAUGUCGGAGGCAGCACCAGGUGGUGCCACCUAUGAACACAAUGUGGAAAUGUAUGAUUCAAGGUUAGACACGUGGCAGGUUGUGGGGUCCAUGCCUGUAGAAUUUGCCGUUAGACUUACCGUUUGGACACCCAAUGAAAAUGUGUACAUAGAGGAUACAACAACGUUGUAUUGGAUAACCUCGGCUAGAGCCUAUAGUGUGAUGGAGUUUGGUGUUGGCUCAAACAGAUGGAGGGAGUUGGGUGUGCCCAAUGCGGAGAGCCUAGAAUUUGCCACGCUUGUUCGGUGGAAUGGUGCAUUGGCAUUGGUUGGUGGCACGUGUGGUGGGAGUGCUUGCAUUUGGGAGCUUAAUGAAGGGGACACAUGGUGCUUAGUGGAUAAGGUGCCAAGUGAAUUGGGUUUGAGAUUGCUCUCUGGGAAGAGAAAUUGGGAGAGUGUUAAGUGUGUUGGUAGUGAUGAUGCUAUUUGUUUGUAUAGGGAUCUUGGAACUGGAAUGUUAGUUUGCAAAAGAGUAAGGGAUAUGUGUAGAUGGGAAUGGGUUUGGGUUGAUGGGUGUGGCUACAUCAAGGGGAAACAAGUGCCCAAUUGCCCAAUAAGAGGGGCGCUUAUUCACCCUACACUUGCUUCCUCUCUAAUCUUUUAAUCCUUAGUCAUCUUUUGGUACAUGUAAAUGUUUGGAAGUGAGAUUGUGAGAGUUUUGGAAGGAUUAAUUUAUGUACAACUUCAUUAAAAUAAAUGAAUUG
Molecule: messenger RNA, 1312 nt
Organism: Abrus precatorius (Indian licorice)
Lineage: Eukaryota; Viridiplantae; Streptophyta; Magnoliopsida; Fabales; Fabaceae
Product: F-box/kelch-repeat protein At5g15710-like
Exons: 1
Coding region: 109-1212 (367 amino acids)
Molecular function (GO): protein binding
Source: RefSeq, a predicted model, not a curated record